Capsella rubella is the source of this 2891-nucleotide messenger RNA. RefSeq names its product protein PHOX1. Gene Ontology annotation, molecular function: protein binding. The record is from RefSeq and is a predicted model, not a curated record. The transcript has 3 exons. Lineage: Eukaryota; Viridiplantae; Streptophyta; Magnoliopsida; Brassicales; Brassicaceae. The coding region runs from base 137 to 2419 and encodes 760 amino acids.
CCAAAAAAAUAAAAUAAAACAUUCUUCUUCUUCAUCUGAUCCCUCUCUCCGAUAAAGAUCAUUUUUAUCUCUUUAGAAAAAUUCAAAAUUCUCUGAUUUGAUCGCGACUUCAAAAUUGAUAAUCUAACCGUCAUCAAUGGGGAAACCGACGGGGAAGAAGAGAAACAAAUCCGAAAUACCGUAUACGGAAGCUUCCGGCAGCAACGGCGGAGGAGGCAAGACCGGAAAAAGCUUCGAUCGUUCAACCACCACAAAAUCAUUCGACGAUGAUAUGACGAUCUUCAUCAACAGAGCAUUAGAGCUGAAAGACGAAGGAAACAAAUUAUUCCAGAAACGAGAUCAUGAAGGAGCGAUGUUAAGGUACGAUAAAGCCGUUAAGCUAUUACCUAGAGAUCAUGGAGAUUUAGCUUACCUGAGAACGAGUAUGGCUUCUUGUUAUAUGCAAAUGGGGUUAGGUGAGUAUCCUAAUGCGAUUAACGAAUGUAAUUUGGCUAUUGAGGCUUCUCCUAGGUAUAGUAAAGCUUUGUUGAAACGAGCUCGGUGUUAUGAGGCUUUGAAUAAAUUGGAUUUCGCGUUUAGGGAUUCGCGUGUUGUGUUGAAUAUGGAAGCGGAGAAUGUUUCUGCUAAUGAGAUUUUUGAGAGGGUGAAGAAGGUUUUGGUUGGUAAAGGGAUUGAUGUUGUUGAGAUGGAGAAGAAUUUGGUUAAUGUGCAGCCUGUUGGCGCGGCUCGGUUAAGGAAGAUUGUUAAGGAGAGGUUGCGGAAGAAGAAGAAGAAGUCGAUGAUGAUGAAUGCGGAAAAAGAUGGUGAAUUGAAGAGUAAUGAAGGUGUUGUUGAGGAUGGGAAGGUUGAGGAUGGAGAGGAAGCAGAUAGCGGGAAGAAGGGUGAGAAGUCGAAGGAGAAGAAGUUAGAGGAUAAGGUUGUGGUUGAGGAGAAGAAAGUGAGUCCUGUUAUGGACAAAGAAGUCAUUGCUUCGGUGAUUGUUGAACGAGGAAAUGGUGUUAAGGAAGACACUACAGUGACUAGGACUGUGAAGUUGGUUCAUGGAGAUGAUAUACGGUGGGCACAACUGCCGUUGGAUUCUAGUGUUAGACUUGUACGAGAUGUGAUCAGGGAUCGGUUUCCUGCUAUGAAGGGUUUCUUGAUCAAAUAUAGGGACUCAGAGGGGGAUCUGGUUACCAUUACUACGACAGAUGAGCUGAAGCUAGCUGCAUCGACGAGGGAGAAACUUGGAUCCUUUAGAUUGUAUAUAUCUGAAGUUAGCCCCAAUCAAGAACCAACUUAUGAUGUCUUGAACAACGACGAAGCAACUGAUAAGUUUGCCAAGGGAUCGAGUAGUGUUGCCGAUAAUGGAAGCGUUGGAGACUUUGUUGAAUCUGAAAAAGCAUCUACUGGUCUUGAGCACUGGAUUUUCCAGUUUGCGCAACUGUUCAAGAACCAUGUUGGAUUUGAUUCAGAUUCGUACUUGGACAUUCAUAACCUUGGGAUGAAAUUGUAUACAGAAGCCAUGGAAGAGAUUGUCACUGGUGAUGAUGCUCAAGAACUGUUUAAUAUCGCUGCUGAUAAGUUUCAAGAAAUGGCUGCACUUGCUAUGUUUAACUGGGGAAAUGUUCAUAUGUCCAAGGCAAGAAGGCAGAUCUAUUUUCCUGAGGAUGGCUCAAAAGAAACUAUACUAGAGAAAGUUGAGGCCGGAUUUGAAUGGGCACAGAACGAGUACAACAAAGCUGCGGAAAAAUAUGAAGAAGCAAUCAAAAUUAAAUCGGAUUUCUACGAAGCUUAUCUAGCUCUGGGGCAACAACAGUUUGAGCAGGCUAAGCUUUGCUGGUAUCAUGCACUCAGUGGCAAUAUAGAUAUUGAAAGCGAGGCCUCCCAGGAUGUCUUAAAGCUCUAUAACAAAGCUGAGGAGAGCAUGGAAAAAGGUAUGCAAAUAUGGGAAGAGAUGGAAGAACGUCGUCUAAAUGGAAUCUCCAAUUCUGAUAAACACAAAGAACUGCUGCAGAAGUUAGGCUUGGAUGGAAUCUUUAGUGAAGCAUCUGAUGAAGAAAGCGCAGAGCAAACAGCUAAUAUGAGUUCUCAGAUUAAUCUUUUGUGGGGUUCCUUACUCUAUGAACGUUCUAUCGUGGAGUAUAAGCUUGGCCUUCCGACUUGGGAUGAGUGCUUGGAAGUUGCAGUGGAGAAAUUUGAAUUAGCAGGAGCUUCUGCAACUGAUAUAGCUGUGAUGGUCAAGAACCAUUGCUCAAGCGACAGUGCACUUGAAGGUAUGGGAUUCAAGAUCGAUGAGAUAGUACAGGCAUGGAAUGAGAUGUACGAUGCUAAAAGAUGGCAAAUCGGUGUCCCAUCUUUCCGACUAGAACCUUUGUUCCGGAGACGGUCACCAAAACUGCAUGAUAUAUUAGAGAAUGUGUUAUCAGGACCUCAGUGAUGGAUGACACAUUCAUCACAUCAUACAAACCUGAACAUAUCGGCUUGCAUCAGUUUUCACGUAUUACUAGGUAUUGUAUUCAGUGGGAGAUUAUACCUUAUACGCAUUUUUUUCCGAAAUUUUUUUGGUUUGGUUUCUCAGCUUACGGAAGCAAUGAAGCAAUUUUUGUUUUCAAUCUCUUGGCGGGUAUGACCGUGAAGAAGAUGUGCUUGAUCAUUCUUUUUGUGCAGAUGCUAUUCAUUAUUUCAUUAUUUCAUUUUGGUGGGUUUGUAAUUAUAUAUCAUUAGUUUUGUAAUAAUUUUAUUUAUUGAUUGUUUGGUUUAGUUUGUGUACCUAUAAGAUUGUUAAUAUGAUGGUGAAUGAAUGGUUUUGGUUUGUUUUUUGUAGCACUCAAAAACUGAGGUGGGGUUAUAAUCCCUAUUGGAUACUGUAUUUUACUGGAUUUUAAUGUAUUUUAAAAGUACAGCGCAAA